Molecule: messenger RNA, 1239 nt
Organism: Penicillium digitatum Pd1
Lineage: Eukaryota; Fungi; Ascomycota; Eurotiomycetes; Eurotiales; Aspergillaceae
Product: saccharopine dehydrogenase family protein
Biological process (GO): glycolipid biosynthetic process
Cellular component (GO): plasma membrane; mitochondrion; lipid droplet
Source: RefSeq, a predicted model, not a curated record
AUGACUUCUAACCGACAAUAUGACGUGGUUUUGCUGGGCCCAACUGGCUAUACUGGCCGAUUUUGCGCAGAGCACAUUGUGCAGAACCUUCCUACCGAUUUGAAGUGGGCUAUCGCCGGUCGAUCCGCGCAGAAAAUGGAGUCUAUCGCUCAGGAAUUAAAGACUCUUAACCCAGAUCGCCUGGACCCAGAUGUCCUGGUAACUCAACUGAACUCCACCGAGCUUACCGAACUCGCGCAGAAAACACGGCUGGUCAUCAAUUGUGUGGGUCCAUACCAUUUGUACUCGACCCCAGUCGUUGAGGCAUGCGCUGUCAAUGGAACUCAUUACGUGGAUGUUACUGGAGAAACACCUUGGAUCAAGGUGAUCAUCGACAAGUACCACGACACUGCCAAGGCUAAUGGCGCUAUUAUGAUCCCUUGUACUGGUGUUGAGAGCGCCCCUGCUGAUCUGCUGGCGUGGUCCCUGGUUAAGCGAGUCCGAGAGGACCUCUCGUCUUCAACCCGCCAGAUCAACAGCACUAUUAAGGAAAUCAAAUCCUCCGGUCCUAGUGGCGGUACCUUGAAUACUGUAUUGACCAUCUUCGAUGGGUUUUCAAUGUCCGAAUUAUCCAAGACAAUGACCCCCUUCUCGUUGGCAGCAUCCCCGCCACCAAAGAACAUUCCCGGUGAAUCAAUCCUAGAAAAGGUCUUCGGCGUGCGCUCCAUUCCCGACCUGGGUACCGUGACAACCUCCCUAUCUGGUGUCUGUGAUAUGAGCAUCGUGCACCGCAGUAGCAGCCUGAUGCCAGAGUUGUACGGGCAGAAGUUUUUCUUUCGUCAGUUCAUGUCGGUCCGUAACGUGAUGAUCGGCGUCGCUUUCCAUGUUGGUUUCUUGGUUGUGGUUUCGCUGCUUGCGCUGCCGCCGGUGCGCUGGCUGGUGCAGAAGUUCGUCUUUGCCCCCGGCACUGGCCCGCGCAGAGAAGACUCGGCAAAUGACUUUCUCGAGUACCAUGCCAUUGCUACUACGGAAAGUGCUUCACCACAGCGUGUCUUCGGUAAAAUCACUUACCACGGCGGUAUGUACCCAUUCACCGGACUGUUGCUGGCUGAGGCUGCUAUGGUUAUUCUUAACGAGGAGGAGAAGAUCAAAAAAAUUUCUCGCGGUGGUAUUGUUACUCCCGCUACGCUGGGUCAGGACUACGUCGACCGUUUGGAGAAAGUCGGCUGCAAAAUCGAAACCAAGGUGUUACAAUCCUAA